AUGAAUAAUGCAUUUUAUCGUACACUGUCUUUAUCAGUCGCAAGAUCGUGCCUUAAUAUUUUAAUAAAGAAUAUUGAAUCUGCUAAUGUAGAUGUUGAAGAAAUGGUCGAAGAUAAUGAACAUAUACCCGAAAAUCGGGAAAUCUUUGUGCAGGUUUUACAGAUUAUCAAAAUUCUACGACAUUAUUUAUCAAUAGAAAAUAGAGAAUAUAAUAGUAUUCAAGAUAUAAGGAACAAUACUGAAAUUAUGGGUUCAGCCGAUACUUCUUUUACGACUAGAAACGAGCCUAUGACAAUUUCUAAUACAGGAUCAGCAACAAGCGCUAUGGAGGCCUUAGACGAUUUAACCUCUCAAUUGUCACAAAUGGCCAUUUCAACUUCAAAGUUUGAAAACGCAAAUAGUAACAACACUAUAAAAAGUUCGUCAGUGAAUCAAUAUACAUUACCUGAUUCGAUUGUCUUGAACAAG
Dentiscutata heterogama is the source of this 468-nucleotide messenger RNA. The record is from the annotation of a GenBank genome assembly. NCBI's taxonomy places the organism in Eukaryota, Fungi, Glomeromycota, Glomeromycetes, Diversisporales, Gigasporaceae.